UUUGCAUCCUUGUCUUCUCUUCCCUUUCCACAAAAGCUCCACUUGUUACUUCUUUCUCUGCAAUUCUCUCAUUUUCUGCUUUCUCUGGCUUUAUAAAUAAUCUGCACAAUUUGGAAGCGAAUUCUAAAUCUCUCUCUGCAAUGGACUGUGCCUCCGAAGAUAGCUCCGAUAACUCUCAGCGACCACACUCACACAAGGACCAGCGAGUCUAUUUCGUUCCUCACAGGUGGUGGAAGGAUGCUCAGGAUUCAAUGCCUGCGGAUUCGGAUAAGAAGAAGGGAAUUGCGUAUGCCUCUUUUCCUGGUUCGUCCUAUGCUGGUCCCAUGAAGAUUAUCAAUACCAUCUUCAGCUCGGAUCUUGCGUUCAGUCUUCGGAGGGAGGAGGAUUUGCAGCACAUUCGUGAAAAUGGCGAAGUUGGUGUAUCUGGACGGGAUUUUGCUUUGGUAUCUGGAGAUAUGUGGUUGCAGGCACUGAAGUGGCAUAGUGAUUCAAAAAAUGUAGCGAAGGAUGACAAAGGCUUUUCAGCCACUGACAGUGAUAUGUCAGAUGUAUAUCCUUUACAACUCAGACUUUCUGUUCAGAGGGAAACAAAUUCAUUUGGAGUACGAAUAAGCAAAAAGGACAACGCACUUGAGCUUUUUAAAAGAGCCUGCAAAAUGUUCAGUGUGGAUUCAGAGAUGUUAUGCAUUUGGGACUAUUCAGGCCAGAUAACGUUUUUUAUGAAUGACAAAAAUCAGAUCCCAGUUGACUGUCAAAGGCAGUCUGAUCAGGAGAUUCUUUUGGAGUUGCAAGUUUAUGGGUUGUCAGACUCAAUUAGAUCUAAGGAUGGGAAAAAAGACGAGAUGGCAAAUUUUUCUGGCAAUGCUUCACUGAAGAUGAAUGGAUCUAUUGACAAUGCGAAUUCUGAUUGUACGCAUGCCAAUUCUUUGACCUUCUCUUUAGGCUCCGGUGAAGCUGGUUCCUUGGGAUUAACUGGAUUACAAAACCUGGGAAACACUUGCUUCAUGAACAGUUCCCUCCAAUGCUUAGCACAUACACCAAAGCUCGUUGAUUAUUUUCUGGAAGAUUAUGUUAGAGAAAUCAAUCAUGAAAACCCUUUGGGCAUGAAUGGUGAGAUAGCUUUGGCCUUUGGAGAUUUACUCAGGAAGUUAUGGGCACCUGGAGCAAGCCCUGUGGCACCAAGAGUAUUCAAAUCAAAACUUGCUAGAUUUGCCCCCCAGUUCAGUGGGUUUAAUCAGCAUGAUUCUCAAGAACUUCUUGCUUUUUUGUUGGAUGGUCUUCACGAAGAUCUGAAUCGUGUUAAAUGUAAGCCUUAUGUUGAAGUAAAGGAUGGAGAUGGUCGACCAGAUGAAGAGGUUGCUGAUGAAUAUUGGCAUAAUCAUUUGGCUCGCAAUGAUUCUGUCAUCGUUGAUGUAUGCCAAGGUCAGUAUAAAUCAACAUUAGUUUGUCCUAUUUGUAGGAAGGUCUCUGUGACAUUUGAUCCGUUCAUGUACUUGUCAUUACCUCUACCUUCAACAACAAUGCGGACAAUGACUAUAACUGUUGUUAGUGACAGUGGUGAUAAAAUGUCUUCAUUAUCACCAUAUACUAUUUCUGUUCCAAAAAAUGGAAGAUUUGAAGACCUAACCCGGGCUCUUAGCAUUGCAUGCUCUUUGGGGAUUGAUGAGACCUUAUUAGUAGCGGAGGUAUACAACAAUUGCAUUAUACGAUUUCUUGAAGAUCCUACCGAUUCAUUAUCCUUAAUAAGAGAUGCUGACAAAUUAGUUGCUUACCGAUUUUAUAAAAAUAAUGCCGACACGCCUUUGGUUGUCUUCAUAAACCAGCAGAUGGAGGAGCAGUUUGUCUAUGGGAAGCGAACUCUAAAUUGCAAGGCCUUUGGAAUUCCUGUUGUAGCUAGGCUGUGUAAUGUUACAAAUGGAUCUGAUCUCCGCAAUUUGUAUCUAAAAUGGUUCCAUCCAUUUCAAAAUCCAAUUGAAGAGGCCUUAGAAAACUGUGCCAUGUCUAAGGAAACUGAAGUUGCAGAAAUGGAGGUCACAACCACUAGUUUAGGUUCAAAUUUGAAUGAGUUAGACACUUUUUCAGAUGGAGGAAUGGAGUUUUACCAUACAGAUGAAAAGGGAGCUAUAAAGAAUUCCAAGAUACUAAUGAAUGAGCCUCUAGCAAUAAGUGGAGAGUUGAGGCUACUGCACGUGCUUGUGUGUUGGUCAGAAGAACAUAUUAAGAAAUAUGAUACACAAUUUUGUAGUUCCUUGCCUGAGGUUUUCAAGUCUGGUUUUUUAGCAAAGAGAUCUCAGGAGUCAGUUUCUCUAUACAAGUGUCUUGAAGCAUUCUUACAAGAAGAACCUCUUGGACCAGAAGACAUGUGGUACUGUCCUGGCUGUAAAAAACAUCGUCAAGCUAGUAAGAAGUUAGAUCUUUGGAGACUGCCUGAAAUUUUGGUCAUUCAUCUUAAGAGGUUUCAAUACAGUCGGUACUUGAAAAACAAGCUAGAGACAUGUGUUGACUUUCCUGUUGAUAAUCUUGACUUGACAGCUUAUAUUAGCCACGUGAAUGGUGAGUCUUACCAUUACACACUUUAUGCUGUUAGUAACCAUUAUGGAAGCAUGGGAGGUGGGCACUAUACUGCAUUUGUCCAUAGAGGUGGUGAUCAGUGGUAUGACUUUGAUGAUAGCCAUGUUAAUCCCAUCAGCAAGGAGAAGAUAAAGUCUUCAGCUGCCUAUGUUCUUUUCUACCGAAGAAGUUUUGAAGUAUCAACAUAAUGAGCGUAGCAUAUAGCUUGAAUAGCUUAUUGAAGCUAGAUACAAUUUAUUAACAUUAUUGCCGCCAGAGUCUUACACGAAUACAGCGGGUAAAUUUUGGCUCAAAGGUAAGAUUAUUGCAAUGUGGCUGUGGUCCGAGGAUUUAGGUGCGGAAAUAGUCUCUGCGCAUCAAAUUAAGAUUAUGUACAUCCGAGCCUCUUCACACCCCACAAUUGGGGUGCGUAAGUAAUGGACCGCUCCUUUUCUUUAGUCUUACAAGUAUACUUAACAAGGUAGCAUUCUUUUGUUAUUUACUAUUUAGAAGUUUUAGACUAACUGGAGUUUCAGUAGGCAAGCAAUGGAAACUUUAAAACUUCAGGCAGUACUAAGGAAGGAAGACUAUAACAUAGUAACAUUUAAGAGGAGAGGGACAUACCUGAGAGAUGAAAGCAUAGUGUUUACAGCUGUUUAACCUUGUAAAGAGAAUAUCUAUUCUAAAGAGAGUUAGACCAAAUUCUGUGAAUUAAUAUUACGCCUUACUAUAUUCUUUGUUCCUA
Molecule: messenger RNA, 3295 nt
Organism: Vigna angularis (adzuki bean)
Lineage: Eukaryota; Viridiplantae; Streptophyta; Magnoliopsida; Fabales; Fabaceae
Product: ubiquitin carboxyl-terminal hydrolase 8
Exons: 13
Coding region: 141-2759 (872 amino acids)
Biological process (GO): protein deubiquitination
Molecular function (GO): cysteine-type deubiquitinase activity
Source: RefSeq, a predicted model, not a curated record